Messenger RNA from Osmerus eperlanus (European smelt), 985 nucleotides. It is a transcript of the gene rbp4l, whose product is annotated as retinol binding protein 4, like. The record is from RefSeq and is a predicted model, not a curated record. The transcript is spliced from 5 exons. Gene Ontology annotation, molecular function: retinoid binding; retinol transmembrane transporter activity. Bases 162 to 752 code for a protein of 196 amino acids. Lineage: Eukaryota; Metazoa; Chordata; Actinopteri; Osmeriformes; Osmeridae.
AUUUAAGCACCUUAUUUAGUUACAAGAAGUGAACAGCAGAGCUAAACCUGUCUGUGCAGCCGUAUAUAAGGACCCCACUCACACUCUGGACCCUGUGGAGAAAACCUUCUCUGACAUCCUCAUCUCUGCUGUUCUUCUCUCUGCACCUGCACACACUCAGCAUGGAGUUCUCCAAGACGGCCCUGCUGAUGGUCCUCCUGGCCUACGUGGAGCGCUGCUGGGCUGCCUCCUGCGUGGUGGACAGCUUCACCGUCAAACAGGACUUCGACCCCAAGAGGUAUGCUGGGAAGUGGUAUGCCCUUCAGAAGAAGGAUCCAGAAGGUCUGUUCCUGCAGGACAACAUCUCCGCCGAGUACACCAUUGACGACGACGGCACCAUGACCGCCUCCUCCAAGGGACGUGUCACCCUCUUUGGGUUCUGGGUUGUGUGUGCUGACAUGGCUGCCCAGUACUCCGUCCCUGACCCCUCCAAUCCCGGCAAGAUGUUUAUGAACUACCAGGGCCUGGCCAGCUACCUGUCCAGCGGAGGUGACAACUACUGGGUGAUCGACACCGACUACGACAACUACGCCAUCACCUACGCCUGCCGCACCGUGAAGGACGACGGCAGCUGUGAGGACGGCUAUGCCCUGAUCUUCUCCAGGAACCCUCGAGGCCUGGCCCCUGCCAUCCAGCGCCUAAUCAGGCAGAAGCAGGAGGAGAUCUGCAUGGUGGGGCAGUUCCAGCCUGUGCUGCAGUCUGGAGCCUGCUAGACUAGGGGAGCGUUUGAUUAGCAGAGCCUGGGCAGCCCUGAGCCCUGUUAUGGGUGGAGCCUGGGCAAGUCGGACAGUGCUGUGGAGAUGCUGAUAGAUGGUGGUGGGAGGGGUUAAGGGGGGGGCCAGGGGAGGCCCGACAAUAAUCCCCCACCCCCACCACUCACCUCGUUUCAAGUGAACCGUAUCAAGUGUCAAGUGUGUGAAAAUAAACGUGUUCUUUUGUAAACAAA